GCGCGUGGAUGAGAGGAGGGGAGGUAUGGCGGAAGGGAAAUAAAGAAUUAAAAUAAAACCUCGUCAGCUUUAAUCCCCUUCCUCUUCCAGCCACCUGAAAGUGCGCAGAGCGACUGGCUCUACUGUUAAAAGCGACAAGAAACAAACUGAUAGGAAUCGCGGACCGUAUUGAGGUCAGAAGAAAGCGUUGCCAGGGUGACACCGCGGCGGCGGGGGCGCGCCUGCCUGCGAGGCUGCGCUCGUUCGCGGAGCCGGAGCGGUCGCGGCAUCCUCAGUAGCAGCAGCAUCCUCCUCCUGCAACAACCGGAGCGUCUCCAGCUGAGCGUCCGCUGUGAUCAGCUCCAUCACACCUUCAGUCGGUGCUCCUCUCUGAAGGGAAUUUGCCGUGGAUUUACCGCUAAUGACUGACUAAAGAGGGAGUUAUAACCGCAGACUGCUCUGCUCAGGUGAUACUUCCUGCACAAGAGGCAGUGAUGAUAAAGAUUAUUAUAAUGGAUUUUUUUUAAGAUGCUAAAACAUGCAUCAUGCUUUCUGAUUAACGUGACAAUUUAAAGAUUUAUAUAAGGAUCUAUUGAGGAAGAAGCCAAGCCGAGUGAGGCUUGUCUGCCUCUGCUCGGAUCUGGUGUCUUUAUAAGGCUGUAGAGACUCUAUAAUUUCUGUUUUAACAUGGGGUCCCACCUGCCGAUGGAUUGAGAACGGACUGUCUCAAUUUUGCAUGUUUAAUUUAAUGCUUUUUUUUUUUUUUUAGACCGUUUUAUUUUAUUUAUUAAUUAAUUUUUUGAAAGAAGCACUUUUUUGGCUGACUUUUUUUUUUGUGGAGGAGGAGGAAGAGGAGCACUCCAUACCUGCAGCAGUGGAACUGAUAUUAACAGAUGGCUUCCUGCACGUCCCUCUCAAACCACCUAUCUUCUUAAGGAAGAAAGGUCCAGCAGAACCAGGAUCAGUGUGACCGACUAUCUGCUUGAAGCUAACUGGGGUUCGAGGAGACAGAAGUAGACAUACAGAAAGAAGCAGAGACACAAAAGGUUCCCACAGUGACUGGAAAACCCAAGAAAGCAAAUAUCUGGAGGUCAACCCAUCCAAGGAUAGCAGGACAAGCUUGAACACAGCGAAAAGGAUCAAUCCAAUUAUUCGGGCAACGUGAGACGGACAGGCAUGGAACGGAACAGAACCAUGCCUGAAGAAGUGUUUUGGAUUGCCUCUAAUCAGAAUUACCACUAACCUGGAUCUCAUUCCAAGGAUCAGCCCUCUCCCCCCAUCACCCCUGUUUUUCCCUUCGUACCUUCUACCAGGUGUCUAUUGAAGAAUUCACCUGAUUUUGGUGUUAUAUCUUGUGAUGGUUUACCCUCCUCACUACUGGUCUGAACUGACAGAACAGACUAGAAGCAAGUGGCUGAGCACUUUGACUCCAGCCAUGUAUAACCUUCCACUAUCUCUAGAUAGAAAGAGUCGACAGGCUUUGUUAUGCAGUACAAGGCCCUUUAGAUUCAUGACGGACUGCUGCCUGAUGUCUGUGCUGGGCCUGAUCUUGUUCUUCAGUCUGGCCUCAUGCCAGAGAAUGGAUCCCUCUAAGCACCCCAUAGUCAGCACCAACUAUGGCAAACUCAGAGGUGUCAAGAAGGACUUGAACAAUGAGAUUUUAGGCCCUGUGGAGCAGUACCUUGGAGUGCCCUACGCCACAGCGCCCAUUGGAGACAGGAGGUUUCAGCCUCCAGAAGCCCCAGGAUCCUGGCAGGAGAUCCGCAACGCCACCCAAUUUGCUCCAGUUUGUCCUCAGAAUGUCCACGGGGUGCUACCAGAGAUAAUGCUUCCAGUUUGGUUCACGGAUAACCUGGACGUCGCAGCGGGAUACAUACAGAACCAGAGUGAGGACUGCCUCUACCUCAACAUCUAUGUGCCGACAGAGGAUGGUCCGCUCACAAAAAAAACUGAUGAAUCUUCAAUGAACAAGCCUCGAGAUGAAGAUAUUCGUGAUCGCAGAAAGAAGCCCGUCAUGCUGUUUAUUCACGGAGGCUCUUACAUGGAAGGCACUGGAAACAUGUUUGAUGCCAGCGUCCUCGCCGCCUACGGCAACGUGAUCGUAGUGACCAUGAACUACCGACUGGGCGUGCUGGGUUUCCUCAGCACCGGGGAUCAGUCAGCUAAAGGAAACUAUGGGCUGCUGGACCAGAUUCAGGCUCUGCGUUGGCUCAACGAGAACAUCGGCCACUUUGGCGGAGACCCUGAGAGGAUCACAAUCUUCGGAUCUGGAGCAGGGGCGUCCUGUGUUAAUCUCCUAAUCCUGUCGCACCACUCUGAGGGGCUGUUCCACCGGGCCAUUGCUCAGAGUGGCACAGCAAUUGCCAGCUGGUCCGUCAACUACGAGCCCCUGAAAUACACCACGAUCCUGGCCCGGAAGGUGGGCUGCAGUUACUCAGAGUCCGCCGACCUCGUAGACUGUUUAAGGCGAAAGACCUUCAGGGAGCUAGUGGACCAGGACAUUCAGCCAUCCCGCUACCACAUUGCUUUUGGCCCUGUGGUGGAUGGAGAUGUGGUACCAGACGAUCCAGAGAUCCUCAUGCAACAGGGGGAGUUCCUUAACUAUGACAUCCUCAUGGGAGUGAACCAGGGAGAGGGACUGAAAUUUGUGGAUGACAGUGAGGAUAAUGAUGGAAUUUCUGCUGCAGCCUUUGACUACACAAUCUCUAACUUUGUGGAUAACCUUUAUUUAUAUCCUGAAGGAAAAAACAUCCUGAGGGAAACCAUUAAAUUCAUGUACACAGACUGGGCAGACAGGGACAAUGGGGACAUGAGAAGAAAGACUCUGUUAGCUCUGUUCACAGACCACCAGUGGGUGGCGCCUGCUGUGGCCACUGCCAAACUUCAUGCUGAGUUCCAGUCCCCGGUUUACUUCUACACAUUUUACCAUCACUGCCAGACCGAGGCGAGGCCUGAAUGGGCUGAUGCUGCCCAUGGGGAUGAGAUACCAUAUCUGUUUGGCGUGCCAAUGAUCGGUGCUACUGACCUGUUCCCAUGCAACUUUUCGAAGAAUGAUGUGAUGUUGAGUGCUGUGGUCAUGACUUAUUGGACUAACUUUGCUAAAACGGGCGACCCCAACCUUCCAGUCCCUCAAGACACUAAGUUCAUUCACACCAAACCCAACCGCUUUGAAGAAGUCAUCUGGACAAAGUUUAACCCAAAGGACAAGCAGUAUCUUCACAUCGGCUUGAAACCUCGAGUAAGGGACAACUACAGAGCGAACAAGGUAGCAUUCUGGCUAGAACUUGUCCCCCAUUUAGGUCCACCUGAUGUCUUCCCAACUACAACCCGAUCUCCACCUGGUCCAGGCCCUGGCUCCAUGCGACCCAAGUUAAGAACUCCAGGUCCUCGAACCACUCUCUAUCCCUACCCGACCUUCCCCUCCGACCCUGAGCCUGACGGCUCGGAGCGUCCAGUCCAGAGCCUUUUUCCUGGAGACACCCGUGACUACUCCACUGAGCUGAGUGUCACAGUUGCUGUGGGAGCCUCCCUCCUCUUCCUCAACAUCCUGGCGUUCGCCGCCCUAUACUACAAACGUGACAAGCGGCACGAGAUGCGACGGCACAGAUUGUCUCCUCAGCGUGGUGUCCCCGCCAAUGACCUGGCUCACAGCCAGGAGGAGGAGAUAAUGUCUCUGCAAAUGAAGCACUCAGAGCAUGAUCCCCACCAUGACCUGGAGCCCCUUCGGCCACAUGACAUCCUGCGACCUGCCUGCCCUCCUGACUACACGUUGGCACUGCGUCGGGCUCCGGAUGAUGUGCCAUUGAUGACGCCCAACACCAUUACCAUGAUCCCAAGCACCAUCACCAGCAUGCAGCCUCUCCAUGCCUUCAACACCUUCCCCUCCACAGGCCACAACAACACCCUGCCCCAUCCCCACUCCACCACCAGGGUAUAGUAGGACUGGCCCACGCCGAGCCAAACGAAGAAGUCGCAGUACUGCAUCUCCUUCUUGAAGGGAGGCCAUGGGAUGCCGUCCUCCAUUCCGUUGUUACAUUCUCUUGUUUCUCUACAGAGGAACUCCACCUCAACCAUCAUGUGCUGUACAGCUUAGCAGGAGACAUAAUAAACUAAAAUGAACUGCACUAGAGCAGAUAAUCAGCCUGGAGGUGGCGUCGAUCUUUCAGACAUACCUUUUUCCAGGAAGGUGCACAGUUUCCAGUCUAAAGAAAUUUUCAAAGGGACAAAGACUUUUGGACCUUGGAUGUUUUCUCUUUUUUACUUUGGUGUCAGCUUUUACUGUCUUAUAGAGUGUUAUGCGAGUUUUCUUAUUUGUUUCUUUUCUACAUCUGUGUCUUAUUUACAGCUCAUUGGCUUGUGAUUCCUCUCGUUAGGGUACUCUUUUACUUUAAAGAGCGACAAUGUACUGAGAUGUCAAAAGGAACGUCAAUUCACUCGAUCAAUACGAUUCGUGCCAAGUGUGUUUUUGCUUUCUGAUCAAAGUUGAAUUGAAAUGAAUCCAUGUCAGCUAAAGCAGGUUGUAUGUUCUAAUGACCAAGUGCCAAACUGGCUUUUGAUUGUGGAUUUAUUUCAUUCAUCUAGUUUCUUUUUGCUGUUGUUUAAGUGUUUUAUUGUGGCAAGAGUUUUUGCUGACAAUAUAGAUAUAGAGAAAUGAUAUAUAUAGUUCUAUAUAAAAGUGUACAAAGGAGAAAGAAUAUAGAGGGGUUUUCUCGAUGGGGAUCUAUGCAUGAAUUAUUUUUCAAGAAUGGUAAUGUGAAAAAAGGCUUAAGAAUCUGUCAAUGCACAUUUUCCCAAUUCUAUAUUGAUCCAUAGGAAGUAUUUCUUAAUUCAUAAAAUGUUCCUAAUUUUUACUAAAACUCAUUAGUCAUCUUUCUUGUAAACAAGAAAAGAAUUAGACAUGGCCGUGACUCAGAUUAGUACAUUACUAAAUUGUGGUGCCGUGUCAACCUGAGAAGCAUUAGCAGCUAUUCUCACUUUUUGGCUAUCCAAAUAUGUUGUAGCUACACAAUCAAGGUUAAGAAAAAUCUAUUUUUUCUCUCUUUGAUCAUACAUUUUGUGGAAUGUAUGCUAUAACAUGGAUGUUUUUAAUUACAUAAAUUAUAUCAGAGCCACCUUAAAUUGCAUGUCAGGCCCUCAUUAGUUAACAUAACAGCAAGCAAACUCACCUCGCCUUAUUAUCUUCUAUGUUCCGAUACUUUUCCUUAUGAUUGACACCCAUAUAUAGCAGUGCUUACCCAUAUUUUCUUGUCAUAAAUUGUAAUUACUUUCAUCUCGCAUCUCCAUAUGUAUGGAUUAAACCUUGUAGCUGUAAGCACACUGAGGGUACCAGGCAGGCUUUAACAGCUGUAGAGGAGAAGGGUUUUUUUGAACAGGGUAAAGGCAACUCAGUACAUGUCUGUUGUUUCUAAUUGUUCUCCUUCUGUUAGUUUAGGAAGCAGUUAUUUUAAAGCUUUGCUUUUCAAGAUGAAGAUGUCAGCAUAUGUAGUAUGGGUCAUUUCACAAAGCAGGAACAUAUGGUAGCUUAUGCGCAGUAUGGGGGACAUAGGUCACUAUUUUGAACA
Cyprinodon tularosa is the source of this 5540-nucleotide messenger RNA. RefSeq names its product neuroligin 2a (gene nlgn2a). Lineage: Eukaryota; Metazoa; Chordata; Actinopteri; Cyprinodontiformes; Cyprinodontidae. Gene Ontology annotation, biological process: synaptic vesicle endocytosis; neuron cell-cell adhesion; postsynaptic membrane assembly. Gene Ontology annotation, cellular component: synapse; postsynaptic specialization membrane; cell surface. The transcript is spliced from 11 exons. Gene Ontology annotation, molecular function: signaling receptor activity; neurexin family protein binding. The record is from RefSeq and is a predicted model, not a curated record. Bases 1337 to 3916 code for a protein of 859 amino acids.